Molecule: messenger RNA, 1456 nt
Organism: Arabidopsis lyrata subsp. lyrata
Lineage: Eukaryota; Viridiplantae; Streptophyta; Magnoliopsida; Brassicales; Brassicaceae
Product: protein trichome birefringence-like 30
Exons: 5
Coding region: 137-1420 (427 amino acids)
Cellular component (GO): Golgi apparatus
Molecular function (GO): O-acetyltransferase activity
Source: RefSeq, a predicted model, not a curated record
GCUCCAUGAUUGUAAAAAUGUGUUGAAUUAGUUGAAACUACAGACUCUUUGAUAGACCAACUACGACCCAACAUUCAUACUUGUCGAAACCAUUAUUCUCAUAUCUCCAGAAACCAAAACCAACUACGAACAACGUAUGAAACAAAUCGAUGGCAGAGAAAGGAAAGCUUACCUUUCUCUGCUAUACUUUGCCGUCAUUCUUCUACCCGUAUUCCUUCUCGGAUGCUAUCUUUACAACGAGAAGCAGCUGAGGAUUGGCCAGUUUCAGGAAUUCAAGACACAUAACCUGCAAGAACACAUCAGUCCACCACAACAAAGCAAAGAAGAUAAAGACAAGAAGACUGAUGUUGUUCCAUUAGAAGCCUGCGAUGUUUUCACAGGAAAAUGGGUUCUUGAUAACAUCACACAUCCUUUAUACAAAGAAGAUGAAUGUGAGUUUCUCUCAGAGUGGGUGGCAUGUACGAGAAACGGGAGACCAGACUCUAAGUACCAGAAAUGGAGAUGGCAACCUCGAGAUUGCUCUUUGCCAAGGUUCGACGGAAAGCUGCUGCUAGAGAAACUCAGGGGAAAGAAACUGAUGUUCGUUGGUGAUUCAAUACAUUACAAUCAGUGGCAAUCCAUGGUUUGUAUGGUCCAAUCCUUGAUUCACUCAGGCAAAAAGACCUUAAAACACACAGCACAAAUGUCAAUCUUCAACACAGAGGAGUACAAUGCGACCAUAGCAUUUUACUGGGCACCUUUCUUAGUAGAAUCAAACACUGAUCCUCCAGACAAGAGAGACGGGAAGACUGAUCCAGUAAUCAUACCGCAAUCAAUCUCGAAACACGGCGAGAACUGGAAAGACGCAGACUACCUUGUAUUCAACACCUACAUAUGGUGGACCAGACAUUCCAAGAUCAAAGUUCUAAAACAAGAAUCUUUCAACAAAGGUGACUCAAAAGACUACGAUGAAAUCGGAAUCUAUAUCGUAUACAAACAAGUGUUAUCAACAUGGACAAACUGGCUAGAACAAAACAUAAACCCAAAUCAAACAUCAAUCUUCUUCAGCAGCAUGUCACCAACUCAUAUCAGAAGCUCAGAUUGGGGAUUCAAUGAAGGAAACAAGUGCGAAAAAGAGACAGAACCAAUACUAAAUAUGUCAAGACCAAUAGAUGUUGGAACAAAUCGAAGACUUUACGAAAUCGCAGUGAAUGUAACGAAAUCAACAAAAGUGCCGAUACAUUUCCUCAACAUAACGACAAUGUCAGAGUAUAGAAAAGAUGGGCAUACCUCAUUUUACGGUUCGAGAAGUGGGAAACUCAUAACGCCGGAGCAGAAAUUGGAUCCGAGAACUUUUGCUGAUUGUUAUCAUUGGUGUCUUCCGGGAUUGCCUGAUACAUGGAACGAGUUGCUCUCUCUGUAUAUUAUCUACAAAAGUUGAUGUUUUUUCGAUUGAAUGUGAUAAAGUUGAAAAAUU